Molecule: messenger RNA, 376 nt
Organism: Triticum aestivum (bread wheat)
Lineage: Eukaryota; Viridiplantae; Streptophyta; Magnoliopsida; Poales; Poaceae
Product: GDSL esterase/lipase At4g16230-like
Exons: 2
Coding region: 77-376 (99 amino acids)
Source: RefSeq, a predicted model, not a curated record
CGUCGAGCCGCUGAACCGGCUAGCGAAGAGCCUCAACGAUGGGAUCCGGGACCUGUUCGCCGGCCUCGUCCGCGAGAUGCAGGGCAUGGAGUACGCCAUUGGCAGCACCUACGAGCUCGUCUCCCGCAUCGUCCAAGACCCGCAGUCUGCAGGAUUGACGGAGUUGAAGAGCGCGUGCUCUGGACGUGGCGGCAGGUUCAACGCCGACGGAGGGUGCACCCCCAGCGCCGGCUACUGCAGCGACCGUGGCAAGUUCCUCUUCUGGGACUUCCUGCACCCUACCCAGGCCACCUCCAGGCUCGCCGGCCGAGCGUUCUACGACGGGCCGGCACGGUUCGUCGGCCCGAUCACCUUCAGGGAACUGGCCGAGACGUAG